AUGGAUUCAAACUUUAUUCUUGAUGAAAUUCUGUCACAGAGUAUUACAAAUGAUUCUCAACAAAAUGAAAAUUGUGUAGCAAAUAAAAUAUAUGAAGAACGAUGUAAAAAAGAUUCCGUUGAAAAUAGUGAUGUUAUAGAAAAACAAUUAAAAAUACUAGAAGAUACUGAUGAAUUUCUUAAAAAAUAUAUAUUUGGUUCGGGAUUAUUUGAUGAAUUUGUUGAAAAACAUAUUUCAACUGUUUCUAAUUUGGAUGCUUACCGUUUUAGGCAAACUGAGACAAAAUGGAAAGUAAAACAACUAAUUAAAGAAAAACUUCAAAAUAGUAAACAUCCUAUUAGCAAAGAAGAAAUGAAAAAAGAGAUAGCUGAAUAUUAUUUAAAAAAUAGUGUUUGGAAUACGAAGAUAAAUAUAGCUUUUGAAAAUUAUCGUAACUCAGAUGAUGUUAAAAAAGAGAUAAUGGAAAUGAUGGUUGAUCAAAAAAUUAAACUUGUACCGGAGGGAGAAGAAUUCCGUCCUAUUAUUACUGCAUUGGAAAAAGAAAAAAUUAUAGGAAAUGUUUUAGGUGGUGGUGUAUCAAGAAAAUCAAGAUUUUCUUCGACUAUACCAGAAAAAAAUCAGAAUCUUUCUAAACCAUCUGUAAUUGAUAUAACUACUAUUAAACAUGUUUAUGCACAAAUGAAAGAGGAAAUGAAACCAAAAGUACUUCCUCCAGUUAACUUGACAAAUUCUUAUCAUUCAUAUGUUGUAAAUUAUUAUAAUACUCCCCCAAUUUUUAAUCCCAAUAUACCACCACCCAUAAUUGUAGAUAAUGUUUAUACUGUUUCUUCAAAUGUAGUAUUGGAAACAGUAAAUAAUAGUAUUUCAUCGAAACCCGCAUCGAUGACUUGUUCUCAGGAGUCGUCACAAAAUUUGGGACCAGUUGAUAUUAGUGAUUCUGAUUCUGAUAUGUCUAUGGAUUCACCUGACAAAGAUUUAAAAGAUAAUGAAUUUAACAUUAUAACACCACCGCCACCCCCGCCACGUUUAUUUGAAGGUGCCGUUGAUGUUUCACCACCACUUCCUCCAAAUUUAUGA
This is a messenger RNA of Strongyloides ratti, 1077 nucleotides long. RefSeq lists its product as hypothetical. Bases 1 to 1077 code for a protein of 358 amino acids. The transcript is spliced from 2 exons. Lineage: Eukaryota; Metazoa; Nematoda; Chromadorea; Rhabditida; Strongyloididae. The record is from RefSeq and is a predicted model, not a curated record.